GUUGAAUUCAACCAUGCUAUGAAUGCAAAGCCAAUCUAACUUUACCAAUGCUAUGUAUGUUAGGUAAAGCUACAGUUGCCUGCAGUCUGGGCUAUGCUAUGCUAAGACCUGCACGAUGCUUUAAGGCGCAAGAAUGCUGGCCUAAACAAACUUUUGUAUUACAGUGAACCAGUUGUAGAAAGAAAGGAGUUCUAGAAGGGAACAGUUAUACAAGGGACCAAAUUAAAAAUAAGAGCAAAAGCAAGUGUAAAUCCCAAGAAACUACAGAACUAGUUUCUACGCCACAUUCACCAAAACAUGAAGAGUCAUAAGUCUUCGACCUCGAGGACCAGUUGCAAAGCAUCUCACCCAUGCGACGUGAUCAGAGGAAGCUACAGCGACUGGAUUGGCAGCGCCAUCAAUAAGGAUGUGGUUAUCGUAGGAGGUGGCAUCUCUGGACUGAGUGCCAUGAAGAAGUUGCUUGAGGAACAGGUGACAGAUGUAGUGAUCCUCGAGGCGCAGGACUACCUCGGAGGACGAGUGAAGACAUACCGGGAAGGCUCCAUUCUGAUAGAGGAAGGAGCGGAGUGGAUCCACGGAGGCCGCCGGAAUCCUCUGUACAAGUUGGCUGACAGCCUCGGGAUGCUCACCCAGCCGCUUGAAGAUUCAGAAUAUGACUGGCGCUUGAAAACCUCGGGAGGGGAUGAAGCCAGCGAAGCUGGAUACAGCGUCGCCGAAGAAGUGUUCAACCAGUGUGGGGAGAGUUCGGCUCUGCAAGGUUACUACGACACUGCCCAUGGCCAGUGUUUCCUGGACAGGUUCGAGAGUUUGUACGAUGAUGGCUCAACUUCGCCAGAAGAGAAGAACGCUUGGCUGCAUUAUCUCAACAUGUGGGCGCUGAGAGACGGAGGCGUCAACGACUGGAUGGAACAGUCAGCAAGAGAUGUGGAUCAGUUCAUAGCCUAUGGAGGCGAAGACAAGCUGAACCAGUGGAGCCAGGGAUACGAUGCUCUCACCAAUUACCUCAAGAGUUCUAUUCCUGAAGAAAAGAUCAAGCUAAAUACCCCAGUGUGUAAAAUCUUCUGGGAAUCAGAUCCGAACGGGAAGGCUCUGAUCGUAACAGCUACAAACGAAGCCUACCUAACCGACUACGUCCUUGUUACAGCCUCCGUCGGGCACCUGAAGGAGAGACACCUACAGCUCUUUGACCCCUCUCUACCAGCUCGCUAUCAAAAUGACCUGAAUAAAAUCGACCUCGGUGUAGCAGACAAGAUUCAAAUCGGAUGGGAAUCACCCUGGUGGGAAAAGACUGACCCAAAACCCCUGGACCUUCACAUUAUAUUUAAGAAUUUCGAUCUCCCUGCUGAAGAGUCAUGGCUGUAUGGUAUCAUGGAGGUUUUGGGCGUCCACCAGCAGCCGAAUGUGUUGCAGGCCUUUGUCGUGGGAGACAGCGCCCGGGAAAUGGAGAACCUGUCGACCGAUGACGUCCAACGACAUUUUCUCAAAUUCCUUAGCAGAGUCACUGGACAGACCGUUCCAGAACCUAGCUUCUUCAGGAGGAGCCAGUGGGGGAAGAAUGUCUGGGUGAGAGGUUCCUACAGCUCUUACAUCACAGUCAGCGGUGACCAAGCAGGUCUCAAGUCCAGAGAGCCCUUGGCUGAAGCCAUCAUCAAUUCAUACGGCAACAGAGUCAUCCACUGGGCAGGAGAGCAUACCCAUCUUAGUCGGUACGGCACCGUGGACGGGGCACUGAGCAGCGGGAGGAGGGCAGCCCUAGAAAUCCUCGAGGAGAUAGAAAGUGACCAUUAGGAUAUCAGGAUUGGCGAAACUGCCAUGGAAGGAUAGGUUUACGCACGGUCUAUCUGGACCGUGGGUUUACGUUGGGAAAAAUAAGAUCGAAUGCUCUCUGAAGAUAAGAAGGAGAGGUUAACGUUGGAGAGAGAGAGGAAAAAAAAAAAAAAAAAAAAACAGCACUGUGGAGUAAAUUCACACCGGAGGAAGUAAAAUUUAACAUUGGUGGAAAAUUUAACAAAUGAUGAAAAGUUAAAAAAAAAAAUUAACCUUGAAUGAAUUUGUACCGUAAGUUUUCAUGACCAACAUUACUGAUGGGAUUCACCUAGGAAUAAAUUCAACCAUCUCAGGGAUAAGUCUUAAUGUUUUGCUUGUUUUUUAUGAUUAAGCUCGCUUUAUGCCAGCACGGACUCUUGCUCACAGCAGCCCGUGAAGCGUUUUUCUGUUAUUCUGAAUUGGCAUAUCAAUAUUUUCGAAUAAGUCUUAAGCUCUUAGGAAUCUAAUUAAAUCCACUUACCACAAAAUUUUUUCUCAAAGGUUCCCACAUCCUUCACUAAAAUAAAUUCAUGAUUCUUUGCAACCAGUUGUAUUUGGACAAUAAAUUCAUCUGCGUCUUAA
Messenger RNA from Macrobrachium nipponense, 2388 nucleotides. Its product is annotated as spermine oxidase-like. The transcript is spliced from 12 exons. The record is from RefSeq and is a predicted model, not a curated record. Gene Ontology annotation, molecular function: polyamine oxidase activity. Lineage: Eukaryota; Metazoa; Arthropoda; Malacostraca; Decapoda; Palaemonidae. The coding region runs from base 298 to 1788 and encodes 496 amino acids.